UCCUAAGAGAGAAGAUGAGACAUCUCAGGGAGCAUUUUGCGCUCGAAAAAAAAGACUUACGCGAUAUGAUAUCGGAUUUGAAGCUGAAGCUAGCGCAGGCGGAGGAAGACGUUAGCUGCCCGGCGAUAUAUCGUUUAAGGGCAAAGUUGCGCGAGUUGAUGAAAGGCGAACCGUCGGAGCCGAAGAGGAUCGUCCAAAGAUCGAUCGACACGCUGGAUGAUCUGUCGAAGGACUGCGACGAACUGCGUUUGGAGAACGAGCGGCUUCGCGCCGAGUUGGAGGAAUUGCGUCGACAGCUGGCCAGGCCUCCAUCACCGAAGACCGUCGAGACGACGACCGUGCCGGAAUACGUGGACAUCGAUGAACUGUUGCAAAAGUUGAGCAAUUGCGAAGAUACCGUGAACGAUCUGAGGAGGCAGCUGGAAGAGAAAGACAGGAUGAUCGACGCGUUGAAGAAGGAACUGGAAGGGAUGGUCAGCCCGAAGGGUUUGCAGGAUCAGAUAGAAGCUAUGAAAACUGAACUUAAAACGAAAGAUGAUAAGAUCACGAACCUUCUAAAUACCCUGAGACAAUCGGAAAUAGAUUUGCUCGGUUUGAGUAAAAUGCAAGCUCAGUUGGAGCAACUGAAGUUAAGCGAACAGGAACGAGAUCUCGCAGUUUCGUCGCAGCUACAAGUUCUCGAAACGGAGAAGAGUCAGCUGCUGGAUGAUAUGAACAAAAUUAGAGAGGCGUUGAAGGAGAGGAACGAUCAGAUAAUAGACAUACUAGAACAGAAGAAUAAGAUGGAGGAGGAAUACAAGAACCAGUUGGCGGCGUUGCAGCAGAAGCUCGACGAGGCAUUGGCGCGUGAAGAGAAUCUAAACAAGGAGAUCGAAGAUCUGAAGGCGCAAAUAGCCAAUCUGAACGACGAGCUGGAACAGUGUAAGAAGCGGAACAUGGAGCUUGAAGAGUGUUGCCGCGACAGGGACGCCCUUUCUCAGAAGCUGAGCGCUCUGGAGGACGAGGCGGCCAGGAUGGCGUUGGAGAAGGAGCUCGAGAGUAGCCGAGAUGAGAUUGAUAAGUUGAGGCAGGAGAAUUCGAAUCUUAAAGAUCAGCUCGAGGCGGCUAGAGCGGAGAACGAUAAACUCCGCGAGGAGGUAGAGGCGGCGAAGAAGCUGGCCGAAGAGAACGAAAGAUUGAAGGCGCAGCUCGAGCAGUUGAAGAGCGAGAACGCCGAUCUCAAAGAGAAAAUGAAGAAUCUGGAGGAGUUGAAUAAGCAGCUGAAAGAGGAUUACGACAACAUGAAACGGGCGUUGGACAACUUGGAGGCAGAGAUCAACAGACUGGUGGACGAGCUGAAUAAGAUGACGCAGGAGCGUGACGCGUUAUUGGACGAAAACAACAACAUCAAGGAGCAGCUCGAGAAAGCGUUGGCGGAGAACGAUAAACUCCGCGAGGAGAUAGAAGCGGCGAAGAAGCUGGCCGAAGAGAUCGAAAGAUUGAAGGCGCAGAUCGAGCAGUUGAAGAGCGAGAACGCCGAUCUCAAGGAGAAGAUGAAGAACCUGGAAGAGUUGAAUAAACAGUUGAAGGAGGAUUACGACAACAUGAAACGGGCGUUGGACAACUUGGAGGCAGAGGUCAGCAGGCUGGCGGACGAGCUGAAUAAGAUGACGCAGGAGCGUGACGCGUUAUUGGACGAAAACAACAACAUCAAGAAGCAGCUCGAGAAGGCGUUGGCGGAGAACGAGAGUUUGAAAGCAGCACUGGACGAGGCCGGUCAACAACUCGACAAACUUAAAGCGGAGAGGGACCAGUUGCAGAAGAGCCUCGAUGCGAUGAAGCUCGAGAACGAUGCGAUGAAGCUCGAGAACGAUGCGUUGAAACGGGAUAUGAAGGCGUUAAAGGACGAGCUCGAGGAUUCGAAGAGGCAGUUGGAGGAGCUGAUAGCCUCCGGCGAUGCGUUGAGGACGACUGACAAAGAUAAGGAUGCCCAACUCCAGAAGUUAGGAGAGGAGCUAGCGAAUUUGAAAUCUGAAAAGGAUCGCUUAGGGAAAGAGAACGCUGACCUCAAGGCUAAGAAUGCGGAAUUGGAAAAAGAAUUGCAGGACGCGAUGAGCGAGGUAGAAAAAUUAAAGUCGGAGAUCGGUGAUUUACUUGCCGAGCUGGAUCGUCUGAAGAAGGAGCUGGAUCGCCUGAAGAAGGAGCUGGAGAAAGCCAGGAACGAAAUUGAUCAAUUGAAAUCCGAGAUGGGUACGUUGAAAGAAGCCCUCGAUAAGUGCGUCGAAGAGUUGCAGAAGCUUAAGGCGGAGUACGAAGGUCUCAGAGCGGAGAACGAGUCGUUAAAGGGUUCGGGAGAUAGUUUGGCCUCGGAACUGAGCCACUUGAAGGACGAGAAUUUAGCCUUGAAAAAUGAAAUGGAUCAACUGCGUAGACAGUUGGCCGACUGUAGGGCGGAGAAUGAUAAAUUGAAGAGGGAAGUCGACGAGCUGAAAGCUGAAAACGAAAAGCUCCGGGGGGAAUUGAAAGCGUGCAACGAUGAAAACGCUAAACUGAAGGACGAACUUGAAAAACUGCGCUCGCAAUUGCAGGGAUUAAACGAGGAGUUGAACAAAGUAAGGGCUCAGCUCGCGGAUUGUGAGAAUAAACUACGGACUUUGGAACCGUUGGUCGCUCAAUUGCAAAGUGAAAACGAUAAACUGCGAAAGGACCUCGCGGCGUUAGAAAAGGAGGCGAGCGAUUUACGAGCGCGACUAGACAGGGAAUUGGGAGAUCGAGACAGGAUGCGAAACGAUAUGAAGAUGCUGGAGGAUCAGGUGCAGGAUCUUAACAAUAAAUUGAACGCUGCUAGAGCGGAAAAUGAUGCCCUGAAGCAGGAGAACGAAGAGCUCAAAGCGAAGUUAUCGAAUUUGGAACAGGAAUUGGCGAGCUUGAGAGCGGAGUGCGGGGACCUGAAGGCAGAAAUAGCUGAUUUGAAAAAACUAAUCGAAGAAUUGAAAGCGAAGAUCGCUCAAUUGGAAGCAGACGUGGAACACUGGAAAAUGGAGAAUUGCAAGAUUCAGAUGGAAGUAGAUAAAUUAAAAGCUGAUCUUGAAAAAGCGAGGAAGGAUUUGAAUGAUUGCCUGGCUGCGAAGAAAGCAUUGGAGGAACAGUUGAACCGUUUGAAAAACGAAAAGGCCGAGCUUGAUAAGAAACUCGCUGAUUUAGCGGCACAACUUGAAGAGCAAAAGAAAGCUUUCGAAGCAGAGAGAUCGGCCAAAGCCAAGGGUGAUUCAGAGUUGGCGGCCUUGAAGGCCGAACUCGAUGCAUUGAAGAAGGAAUUAGAAAAGUUAAGAGCAGAAAACGGUAAAUACAGAAACGAGCUGGACGAUUUAGAAAGACAACUAGCAGCUUUGAAGAAUGAACUGCAAGCGUGCAAAGAUGAGCUUGCUGCGUUGAGAGACGCGAAUAACGCAUUACGGGCCGAGUUGGAAAAUCUAAAGAACUUGAAGAACGAAUUCGACAAGUUGAAGGCUGAGUUUGACGCUCUAAAAGCGGAAAAUGAGAAACUUUUACAAGAUAAAAAGAAGUUGGAAGAUGAUAACGGCAAAUUGAGGGGCGAAGGCGACGGUCAAAGGGCGGAGAUCGACAAACUGAAGGGGGACCUGGCCGCGGAGAAAGCAGCUGCCGAGAAAUUGAGAGCAGAUCUAAAAAAUUGUCAGGAUGAGAACGAUAGACUGCAAGCGCAAUUAAACGAGAUGAAGAAAGACUUGGAUAACUUGAAGAGUGAGAAUGAACGCAUGAAGAAUGAGCUUGCCGAAUUGAGGAAGGCGCUUGCUGCGGCCGAGGCCAAGCUGAAAUCUUUGGAAGAUGAAUUUGCGAAACUGCGAGCCGAGAAAGAGGAGUUGCUGAACGAACUCAAACGUCUCCGCGACGAGUUGAAUAAUUUGAAGAACGAAUUGGAGAAAGAAAGAGCGGCGAAAGACGCGGCCCUGAAGGAAUUGGCUGACUUGAAGGCAGAAUUAGGCAAUUUGAGAGCGGCGUUAGACAAGGCCAACGCCGAGAACGAAGCGCUGAUGAAUGAGAACAAGAAGUUGAAAGCGGAUCUGGCGGACUUGAAUAAACAAGUCGAAGCGCUGAAGAAAGAAAACGCGGACUUGAAGAAAGAAAACGAACGCUUGAAGAAAGAGAAUGCAGACCUCGCGGCAGAUCUGGCUGACACGAAGGAUAAACUGGCAGACGCAGAGAAGAGACUGAAGGACUUGGAGAAUCAGAACGAUUAUUUGAAGAGUCGUAUCGCCGAUCUUGAGGAUGCCAUGAAAGAGCUCGAUGCUUUAAGAAAACAACUGGAAGAUGCUAACAAAGAAUUGGCCAGAUUGAGACCAGAGCUUGACAAGCUGAGGGCGGAGAACGCGAGGCUGCAAAAGGAGGCGAAUAAAUUGAAGAAUGAUUUGGAUAAAUUGAAAAAUGAUUUGGAUAAAUUGAAGAGAGAUUACAAUAAUGUGUUGUCCGAAUUGACUAAACUGAAGGAGGAGAAAGAGAAACAGAAGGAACGCGAUGCGGCGUUGUUGAAAGAAUUGGAGAAUCUGAGGAAAGAGAACGAGGAGUUGAAAGAUAGGAACGCCAAGCUGAAGAGUCAGUUAUACGAUUGCCAGGCGGAACUUGAAAGGUUGCGCAAGGAAUUGGAAGCCUUGGAGAGCGAAUACGCCAAGCUGAAAGAUAAGAAAGUGGAGGUGAAGGAGACAGAAGUGGACAAAGAUAUUCUGGAUGAAUGCGGCGACUUCAUUAAGGCGAAUGAAUUAUUGGGGAAGAAAUUUGAAAGGCAGAACGAAGGUGUCCAGCGUGUUCGCGAUUACAUUCAAUACCUGGAAGGUAAAGGAGAAGAACCUCAGUUGGCGGAUCAGUUGGACGAGGAACCAGAAAUUGAUCCAGAACUGAGAAAAGAGAUUGCAGACUUGUUCGAAAAAUCUCAGGAGCUCUCUAAAAAUAUUUAUGAGACAGAACAGGAUAUACAAAAGCUUGCUGAUCUACUGAAAGGAGCUGGAGCUUUCGAUCCGGACUCCUGGCUAAAUUCGUUGACUCUUACACAAUUGGCGGAGCUCCACGAUAAGAUUUGCGUAUUGACAUCGGGCAUGGUGCAAAAAGACACCCAAGCGGUGACGUGCGAUCGAGCCGCAGCGGCUGACGGCUCGUUAAACGCAGAUUGGAAUAUUUUAAACAAGCGGAUAGCCGCUUUGCAGAAGCAGAUAGCGCAGAAGCAAAUAGAAGCCGACUGGAAGCUGCAAGAGCUGAGACGGGCUCUUCGAACUGAGCAGGCUAACUUGAUUCGAAUCUCCGACGAAAUGAAUUUAGAGAGAAAACGCAAUUUGAACCUUCAGUUCAGCAUGGAUGAGUCGCUCUAAUACAGUUUUCCUUUAACCUCGUUCGACGUCCCGUUACCUCUUCAGGACAUUUCACGGAUGAGAGGAAUGUAAUUCCACCCCCGCCCUCCCUCCUCUUAACCGAGGAAUCUAUAAAGAGCUCGAGGAUCAACAGGCUGAACGGCGAAACUGCGCGAAUUAAGAACGCUGAUCUUCAAAUUGAGUUAACUAUGAUUUCACUUACCUGUUCUUUGUCCAAUGUUGUAGCGAACACCGAUGUAAGUACCGUGAAAAUAAAAA
Ceratina calcarata is the source of this 5615-nucleotide messenger RNA. RefSeq names its product myosin-2 heavy chain. The transcript has 9 exons. The record is from RefSeq and is a predicted model, not a curated record. The coding region runs from base 15 to 5357 and encodes 1780 amino acids. Lineage: Eukaryota; Metazoa; Arthropoda; Insecta; Hymenoptera; Apidae.